AUGUCUGGCCGCGCAGGCAUCGCCGUGGGCCUGCAGAAGGGCCAUGUUGUGACGAAGAAGGAGAAGGCCCGUCAGUCCAAGCGCGUGAAGCUGGUGCGCGACAUUGUGCGCGAGGUGGCUGGCCAGGCGCCAUAUGAGAAGCGCCUUAUGGAGCUGCUGAAGGUUGGCAGGGACAAGCGCGCGCUCAAGGUGGCCAAGCGGAAGCUGGGCACCCACAAGCGCGGCAAGGCCAAGCGCGAGGAGAUGUCGGCGCUGCUGCGCAAGAUGGCGGCCAAGAAGUAG
Molecule: messenger RNA, 282 nt
Organism: Chlorella variabilis
Lineage: Eukaryota; Viridiplantae; Chlorophyta; Trebouxiophyceae; Chlorellales; Chlorellaceae
Exons: 3
Coding region: 1-282 (93 amino acids)
Biological process (GO): cytoplasmic translation
Cellular component (GO): ribosome; cytosolic large ribosomal subunit
Molecular function (GO): structural constituent of ribosome
Source: RefSeq, a predicted model, not a curated record